AUGACUAUCGCCGAGAAACUUCAAGAAGAUACAGACCUCUCACAGUUUCUUGCGCUAUUGGAUCGGAAUAUGGUGGCCAAUAUGAGCUUACAAUACCGGCAGCUGACUAUAUUUGCACCUACUAACGAAGCAUUUCAGAGAUAUAACGGUGAAAUGGAUGACAACCUGGUGCUAUAUCACAUAUCUAAUCUUGCAACGACACUUAACAAUUUAGACUACUCUAUUUCGUCAGAACUAGAUGGGAAUCCUCCACUUUGGGUGACAAGACGGCGAGAUACUAUGCACGAUGACAUAUACGUCAACAAUGCGAAAGUACUUAUUACUAGGUCCUAUCAAGCUGUUAACAAAAACGGUAAAUUACAGGUUUUACACGUAAUAGAUCAAGUUCUUCAGCCUCUACAACCACACGGUCCAAUUUCUACAAGCACACCUGUCUAUAACCCAAAUGCGUAUCAAUUUUUAGAACAUUCUGAUGUAUUUAAUAUUGGUCAGCACAGAUUAAGGUCUUUUCGGCAAAAAGUAUAUCAACUUCAAAAGAAAGAAGUUUUCAACGCUGACGGAAGGCACACAUUUUUCAUUCCCGUGGAUGAAGGAUUCAAGCCAACAGCCAGGUCUGAUUUUAUAGAUGAAAAAGUCAUAGAUGGCCAUGUUAUACCCCAUCAUGUAUUAUUUACUAAAGCAACGCCCGAUAGUCAAGAAUUCGAAAGUAUGGCCUUUAGUGAUAACGUAAAAGUUAUAAUUUCAUUUAGCACUGCUGUAAAUGGCCAAGAAGAGAUUACAUAUGUCAAAUCUAACACGGUGGCUGGUGACACGAAACACAGUCGCGGCGUGGUACUUGCUGAUAUUGUGAGAGCUAACAUACCAGUGAAGAACGGCGUCGUUCACCUCAUACAAAGACCUCUGAUGGUGGUUGAUACGUCAGUGAUUGAUUUCCUAAAGGCAAUGAAGGGUAUUGAAAAAGAUGAUGGUCCACUUUGCAAGUUCUACGAGGUGAUAAUGGACUUAGGUGAAAAUAAUCAGUUCCUGAAUGAGCUAACUUUGGCAAAGGAUAUAACUUUGUUCGCACCUUCUAAUGAAGCUUGGGACGAGAUCACUGUGCAAAAUCUUAUCAGAAAUCAACAGAAGCUUAAGGAAAUAUUAAACUUGCAUUUAGUGAGGGAGAGGUUACCGCUUGAUGCCAUCAUUCACAAUAAUAUGAAUCAGCUUCCUGGAUCUAUAUAUCAAGCACCGACAGCCGCUCCACGCAAGUAUCUUUACUUCAAUGUAAUAAAUACUAAUUCGAAUCAGACAUUAACCGUAGAAGGCGGUGGAGUAAAUGCUACAGUCACGCAACCCAACAUAGCAGCUACAAAUGGAUUUGUACAUAUAAUCGACAGAGUUCUAGGAGUCCCUUACACGACUGUAUUUGAAAAGUUAAAGACGGACCCUAUGCUCAACAUAACAUACAAUCUCGGCAAGCGUCAAAUGUUUAAUCAUCAAUUAAAUGAAAUGGAACAUAGAUAUACUUAUUUUGUACCACGAGACCACGCUUGGCUUAAGUUCCAAAUAAGGCACCCCUCAGCAUAUAAAGCACUUUUUAGAGAUGACUUUGGUUAUUACACAAAGCAGAUUUUAGAACGUCACGUAAUUCGAGCUGGUAGGGCUUAUACCGUAUCGGAUUUAAAACUCCUGGCGAACGAAACUCAUCCCAUUAUUCUUCCAACCACCAGAGAUCCUCUUAAAUUGCGCGUCAAAGAAUCAGACAAAAAUUACUACGUGGAGUGGAAUGGACACUGGAUUCACGUGUUUAGACCAGAUGUGGAAUGCACUAACGGUAUCAUUCACGUAAUAGAUGAACCCUUUGUUUUGGAAAGUGAUAUACGUGCUACAGGUAGAGCCGAAAAUACACGUCUAGCAUAUACAUAUUUCUUACUAAUGGUGUCCUACGGCUUCGUAAGAAUUUUAGGAAAUUAA
This is a messenger RNA of Parnassius apollo (apollo), 1953 nucleotides long. Lineage: Eukaryota; Metazoa; Arthropoda; Insecta; Lepidoptera; Papilionidae. The record is from the annotation of a GenBank genome assembly.